ACACAGUUGAAAAAGAAGGAGAAGAAGAAGAAGAAGAAGGAGAAGAAGAGGGGGAGGUCGGUCAUUAUUCAGGGGGAAGAAAGAAAGAAACUCCGCCGUCCACCGUGCACCGCUCGCGGGGAGGGAUUCUACCGCCGCCCGGGAGGCUCGCUCGGUCCCGCCGCUCCGCUCCUUCUCCUCCGCCGGGAUGUGAGUUAACGGAGCUCCGGGUUUUCUCCUCGUCUCCUUCUCCGGCUCCUCCAAACUUCUCCGCUACUCAUGUUCCAGCGAGUCCCGGAGCGGACUUCUCCCCCGAGGACAAACCACCGGACGGGACACGGACCGAGGACACCGACCGGAGGCGGUCUGUGCUUCCUGUGCUUUUAAAGUUGGACUCCUUUUUUCUUGUUUUUACAAAGCGAGCACGUUUCCUCCCGGGAUGAAUGGCAGGAGUCGACGGAUCCGUGUUGUUGUUCACACCGGAGCCCACAUGAAGUGUUGAUAUCCCGCUUUGUCUUUCUGAUUCUCUCCCAGAGGGAAGUUCACACACUCACACACUCACACAGACACACACAGACUCUGGAUCAUACACACACACACACACACACUUCACAAGAUGCAGAUGUGGAGCCACAUGAGGGCCCACAAAGGAGGCCCUCCACCACCGUAGGUCACUCUCAAGUGUCCUGGAUGUGUGUCUCCAUCGUUUCCUGUCUGGAUCCACACUGAGGUGAACUGCACCAGUGAUUCUCUCCCAGUGCGAUGGCUCCUCGUUCCCAGCAGCCCCCCUGCGCCUGUGGAUCCUCCACAUAGAGGCCGAGGACCCCGAGGACUCGAGUCAUGUAACCACCCUGAAAUGUCUUAAAGCUUUUAUUUAUCUGUUUUUGUAUUUAUUGUGUGUUUGUAUAUAUAAUAAGCGGUCCUUUUUUUUAAUUAUUAUUUAGCUUUGAGCUACUUCAAAGGCCAGUUUCCUUUUUUUUUUACUUCUAAUUAUAGUAUUUGAUUUUUUAUUAUAGUAUUUGAACGCUGACAUUUCAACUGUCGUAGUAGAAGCUGUCGAUUUUACUUUAAACCUCCUUGUUCUGCUGCUGUAACUUCAAGGAGAAGCAGUGAGACUUGACUUUGCCCAGACAGGUAUUUAAAACACAGACACACAAAGGAGAAGGCUUCAUCAUGGACAGGCCCAUCAGCAAGUUACUGGAGAAGUUAAAGCUCACAGACUCGGGCAGUGUGAAAUUCAACAGUUCCAAGAAAAAACACGACUCUGCCAACAACUCCAAUAACAGCAACGCCAACGCUGGCAUCUCCAGAGGAGGAGGUGGAGGGGGAGGAGGUGGUGGGGGUGGGGGCAGCGGUCUGCCACCAGCUCCCGGCUCUGCAGCUGCCUCGCCCUCCAGACCUGGCCAGUUCCCGCUUGCCUCUGCAACCACAAGUGAUGCAUGUGUUCCAGCGAGUGGGAGGGGAGGAGGGGGAGGCAUUCCUCCCCCUCAGCUCCUCACCUCACCACAGACUUCCGCCACGGUGGGCACCAUAUCUUCAGAUGGGGAGCAGCCGCUCCACCCCUCCACCUUGGCACCGCUGAGGCGCCGCUCCCCCCAGCAGCGGGCUUCCUGUUACCUGGGGGAAGGUGUGGACUCCCACAUGAGGCGGGAGUCGGGCCUGGGACCCGAGUGUGACACGAUGGGGAUGUUUGGAUCCAGGACGUCCCUGAACCAGCGGCGCUGCUCCCUGGAGCUCCAGCAGCUGGUCAAACGACAGCAGCUCCUCUCCCAGCCACCUCCUCCGCCGUACUCUGCCGCCGCGGGCUAUGGGUCGGCCCCCAGAGGUGGUCUGGCCGAGCCCGGGUACCUCUCCGAGCCCGAGAGGCACAAGCGUCUCUCUCUUCAGGAGGCUCUGUUAUACAAGCGCCUGAGCACGGGCAGUGAACUGUGGGAGAGCCCCCGGCCUGCGUCCCUCUCCCAUCCGCCCCACCGGCCUUCUGAUGGGACCGGAGGAGGUGUAGGAGGAAGCUUCUUCUACCCUCCGGGCCCGGCUGUGAGCCCAUGCUCGUCUUUCAGCCUCCAGGAGUCGGUGCUGGUCAGCCCCAGGUCCAGCUUCGCCUCCAGCACGGCCAGCGGCGGUGGGGGGGGAAGCCCCAUGGGGAGCCGCUGUAGCAGCAACCGGACCAGUGGCAUCAGCCUGGGCUAUGACUCCCGGUACUCUGCCUCUGGAGGCCUCCCCCCACAGCAGCCGUCCCCCUCCAUGCAGUCGGGGAUGUGUGUGGCUGGUUACUGCACCCCAGGACGGCCGGGGGUCACCCCUGUAGAGGCCUGGACUCAAUACCUGGACGGGGGGAUGCGUCCGGGGGCCCACGACAGUCGACACUCUUACCCACCGGCUGUAGGAAGCCCAGCAGCCGCAUGUUACCGUGGUGGCCCAGACUGGUGGGAUGAGCAGCAGCUGGGGGCGAGAGGCAAAGAGGGGGGGGGCCCGAUGGGAGAGAGGGCCCGCUACUCGGACCUGCCGGGCACCCGCUACCAGGAGGAGCUCACCCGGCUGCUCCUGAGGGACGCGGCGCUGGAGGGCGACGGGCUCCUGGAGGGCCUGAUGCUGAAGGAGCAGUCCCUGGCCCUGACCGCUCUCUCCAAACCCAGCGCCACAACACUGUCCUCGGCUGGGGGGCCCGGCAAACCUCAGGAGGACCCAGGAGCCGGAGUGGGACGGGAGGCCCCGGAGAACCGCCAGGAGUACUUUGGAACCUGUGUGAAGUGUGGGAAAGGCGUGUACGGUGCGGACAACGCCUGCCAGGCUCUGGACAACCUCUAUCACACACGCUGCUUCACCUGUGUGUCCUGUGGACGCACCCUGAGGAACAAGGACUUCUACAAUGUCAGUGGCUCUGUGUACUGUAAAGAGGAUUACAUGUUUUCGGGAUUCCAGGCUGCUGCAGAGAAGUGUAGUGUGUGUGGCCAUCUUAUUCUCGAACAGAUCCUUCAGGCUCUCGGGAACUCGUACCAUCCCGGCUGUUUCCGCUGUGUGGUUUGCUCAAAGGCUCUGGACGGCGUGCCUUUCACUGUGGACCAGCACAGCAAAGUCUACUGCGUCACAGACUACAACAAGACUUUUGCCCCCAAGUGUGCUGCCUGUUUACAACCCAUCUUACCCACUGAGGGCAGUGAAGAGAUCCUCAGGGUCGUGUCUAUGAACAAGGAUUAUCACUUUGAGUGCUAUCACUGCGAGGAGUGUCGACAGCAGCUCUCGGAUAAGCCCGGCUCGCAGUGCUUCCCCCUGGACACUCAUCUCCUCUGCCACUCCUGUCACAUGGGCCGAGUGUGCACCAGCGCCACACACAACAUUCCCCCCCACAACACACACUGAUCAGCGUCUAUGCAGCUAACGGGUGUUUUGAAAAAGCUGGUCGUGGCGUGUCGUCGGUUUCACUCGAGUGUCGCGUCGUGUUUUCUUCUGUUUCCCUCUCGGAGAUGAAACUGCUGAUAUGAGACAUUUCCACUGGUUCCCUCGGAUCAGUCCCCGUGUGUCACAUGUACUGCCUGCUGUACUUCUUGUACUAUUACUGUAUCAUAGUUAUAAGGGAACGAAACUACUGCUUUUGUUAUUUUUUUUUUUAUUACCCCAAUGUGGCUACUGUUUGCUGUAGAAGAACAAGGGAUUUUGCUAAACUGUUUUUUUGCUAAAA
Molecule: messenger RNA, 3655 nt
Organism: Platichthys flesus (European flounder)
Lineage: Eukaryota; Metazoa; Chordata; Actinopteri; Pleuronectiformes; Pleuronectidae
Gene: ajuba
Product: ajuba LIM protein
Exons: 8
Coding region: 1153-3336 (727 amino acids)
Biological process (GO): regulation of DNA-templated transcription; cytoskeleton organization; positive regulation of miRNA-mediated gene silencing
Cellular component (GO): adherens junction; nucleus; transcription regulator complex
Molecular function (GO): transcription corepressor activity
Source: RefSeq, a predicted model, not a curated record